Molecule: messenger RNA, 1926 nt
Organism: Erythranthe guttata (spotted monkey flower)
Lineage: Eukaryota; Viridiplantae; Streptophyta; Magnoliopsida; Lamiales; Phrymaceae
Gene: GA20OX2
Product: gibberellin 20 oxidase 2
Source: RefSeq, a predicted model, not a curated record
AAGACCAAACUCAACACUUGACUAUAAAAGGUCAACUUCAUCAUAUUCAAAAAUAUUAUGAUGCUUAAAUUUGAAUCUAAUGAUACUAGAAGCAAUAUAUUAUUUAUUAUCUUAUUUAUUAUUAUGAUAAUAAUAAUUCUUAUUAUUAUUAUUAUUUAUUUUAUUUAUUAAUUCUUGUGAUUGUCUCAACAAUUGUACUACAGCCAUCCCUACCAAAGGAAACGUCAAAAGCCAUCGGGAAACGAUUAUCCAUCAACAUUGUAAAUGACAAAAGGUGAUGGGCCAGUCCCUAAAUUCAUUAAAGUAGGGGUCCUUAUUUGCAAUAAUACUUCACUUGAACACCUUUCUUGCAAAUGCCCCCACCUUGUUGUUUGUGAUAGAAACAUUAAGAGGGACACUAUAAAGAUGCCAAGUUUUGUUCCCCAAUUUCCCAAUCAAACGGCCUUUGGCUUUUCCUUUACCACAACUCUCUAAUUUUUUCCUCUCUUCCCUCCAUAUAUAUAUUUUCCCUAAACCCCCCAACAAAAAAUAUAUUGCAUUACGUUCUAAAAUUUUUGAAACACCAAAAUAUCUUUCCUUUUUCAUGCAAUGACUAUAGACAUUACGAAUAUCACGAGCUCGCCCUCCGUGCCGCAACCCACCAAACACGAAAACGACCAAAAACGAUCUCCGAUUUUCGAUGCGAAGCUGUUGCAACACCAAUUGGACAUACCGUCGCAAUUCGUGUGGCCGCACCACGAACGGCCGCGUGCGAACCCUCCGGAGCUCCAAGUGCCGCUCAUCGACCUUGGUGGGUUCCUCUCCGGGGACCCCACCGCCUCCGCACGAGCAUCUAUGCUCGUGGGCCAGGCGUGCAGGAAGCACGGUUUCUUUCUAGUGGUCAACCACGGCGUUAGCCCCGAUCUCAUAUCGGACGGCCAUCGUUGCAUGGACCACUUCUUCGAUCAACCGCUCCACGAGAAGCAAAAGGCUUUGAGAAAAGCCGGCGAACACUGCGGCUACGCUAGUAGCUUCACCGGAAGGUUCUCUUCGAAACUUCCGUGGAAGGAGACUCUCUCUUUCCAAUACUCGGCACACGAGGCCUCGUCCCACAUUGUGGAAGACUAUUUCCACAAGACGUUGGGUGACGAUUUCGACCACUUAGGGAAAGUAUACCAACAAUAUUGCGGCGCGAUGAACAAACUCUCUCUAGGAAUUAUGGAACUACUCGGGAUGAGCUUAGGAGUGAGGCAAGACCAUUUCAAGCAAUUUUUCGAAGAAAAUGAGUCCAUAAUGAGGCUCAACUAUUACCCACCAUGCCGAAAACCGGACCAAACCCUAGGCACGGGCCCACAUUGCGAUCCCACGUCACUCACUAUCCUCCACCAAGAUAAAAUCAAUGGACUCCAAGUCUUUGUGGACGAUGAAUGGCGAUCCAUUACCCCGAACUCGGAUGCUUUCGUAGUCAACAUAGGCGACACUUUCAUGGCGCUUUCGAAUGGGAGGUACAAGAGCUGUUUGCACAGGGCGGUGGUGAAUAGCGAGAGCAGUAGGAAAUCGCUUGCGUUCUUUUUGUGUCCGAAGAAGGACAAAGUUGUGCGGCCGCCGCACGAAUUGGUGGAUUCCGAUAAUCCAAGAUUGUAUCCCGAUUUCAGGUGGCCGUCGUUUCUCGAAUUUACGCAGAAGCAUUAUAGGGCCGAUAUGAACACUCUGCAGGCUUUCGCGAAUUACUAUAUGGAUAUCCAGCAUAAACAACAAGAUGGAAACAUGAUCAGCUCAAAUAAUUAAACUGAUCUUUCUUUUGAUUAGUUUAAUUAAUUAAUUAUCCCAUGAUCAAUAAUCCAUUUCAUAUAUGAUAUAAAUUAAUGUUGUCUUCAUUAAUUUGUCAGCAGUCCUUUUGUAUUAGUAUUACUGGACAAUAUCGUAAUUAAUUAAUUCUGUGUUUUA